AUGAAGAGGCAUAAAGCGUGCAUUAAAAGAUGUUUAAAGACAGCUGAAUUUGGCUUUACCGGAAAGACAUUUCUUUUGGUAGGCUUCAGAAGAGACCGUUUGUCCUCCUUCGCACUCUCCCUCCGUCUUCUUCCGUCGUUGAGGGCAACUGAGUCUCGCUGUCCCGGUCUUUCGGUCGGUCUGAGGAGAAAUGAAAGCCCACAAAAGACGACACUCGCAUUAUCCACUUUCUUGUUCCCCUCGUGCCGCUCGCCUCCCCCCGAUCGGUCGGAAAUGAAGAAAUCUGUCCCGUCGAAGACCCCUCAUUUGAACUGGACUCCGAUUUGGCGAGAAGCCGAGCCCCAGUUGCCCACCCAACACAGUCGUCCGCAUCGGUCGCCGAAGCUGUCCUACAAAGUGAUGGUUGAGAGUUCUCAAACGAUCCGAUGA
Molecule: messenger RNA, 429 nt
Organism: Protopolystoma xenopodis
Lineage: Eukaryota; Metazoa; Platyhelminthes; Monogenea; Polystomatidea; Polystomatidae
Source: the annotation of a GenBank genome assembly